AUGCAGAGCCCCAUGACAUGCCAACGGAGCAACAGCUUUGCUGGACCAUGUGCCUCUAUUACUACAAGCAGCCCCUCUUCGGUCAUGAUCGACUUGCAAUCUCCGAUUCGAAGAAAGUCCUCUAGUGAUGCCAACACAAGAUCAGAUUGGAAUCGCCGCAAAAAUGCCCUCUACCGACGAUCCAGGACGGUACCCCUCAAGGCGCCAGUCUCGUUGGACGACGCCAGUACUGGCAACGAUUCCUGUCGCAGCUGGGAACAACGCAAGGCAGGAUUGAAGCAAUCCCUGCAAAGCAGCCCUCGGAAACGAGUCCGUCGCAUCUCACGCUCUUCGUCGCGACCGUCUCGGUGGGAAAGCGAAAGUCCCGUCAAGAAAGAACAACCAGCCAAACAAGAAGCAUGCAAAGAUGCCACCUGCCGAUGGCAGAGUAGUUCACCACGCAGCCACAGCAUGAGCCCUCAAUGUCGACGUCCUAUUCGAGAGGCCAAUGCAGCAGUGACAGACUCUCCUCGCAUGCCAAGACGACGCAAUUCCAACAACUUUGACAACGUCAACAACAACAUUAGCAGGCGGAAGAUGCCCGCAGCGUUUCAACAACGAAAGCGUCAGCCAGCUCUCGAUGUGCAGGGAAGCACUAGGGAUUGUGGUGCAGGACUGGCGAAUCUCAAAGCCAAAGUCAAGAGUGGAUUCCCUUGA
Molecule: messenger RNA, 696 nt
Organism: Seminavis robusta
Lineage: Eukaryota; Bacillariophyta; Bacillariophyceae; Naviculales; Naviculaceae
Source: the annotation of a GenBank genome assembly